Messenger RNA from Rattus rattus (black rat), 2490 nucleotides. It is a transcript of the gene Cd200r1, whose product is annotated as CD200 receptor 1. Gene Ontology annotation, molecular function: signaling receptor activity. Bases 218 to 1204 code for a protein of 328 amino acids. The record is from RefSeq and is a predicted model, not a curated record. Lineage: Eukaryota; Metazoa; Chordata; Mammalia; Rodentia; Muridae. Gene Ontology annotation, biological process: regulation of neuroinflammatory response. The transcript is spliced from 7 exons. Gene Ontology annotation, cellular component: external side of plasma membrane.
AAGUUUCUUCGCUUCCAAGUUACUAGUCAGACCAAAGCACGCUGAGUGGAAGGAGAGGGCAGGGAAGACAGGACUGCUCCCUGCUGAUGGGUUAAGAGGUGGGCUACCACGCAGAAGCCAACCCGAGAGCGGAGGGAUCCUGGUCAUGGUCACCGCUGCUCCCCUACCUGUGAAGAGAAAGAGCACCGAGUGAGCCGCUGAAAACCAGAAAACCGAAAUGCUCUGCUUUUGGAGAACUUCUCACGUAGCAGUACUCUUGAUAUGGGGGGUCUUCGCGGCUGAGUCAAGUUGUCCUGAUAAGAAUCAAACAAUGCAGAACAGUUCAUCACCUAUGCCAGAAGUUAACACUACAGUGUUUGUACAGAUGGGUACAAAGGCUCUGCUCCACUGCCCUUCUGUUUCACUGACAAAAGUAAUAUUAAUAACAUGGAUAAUAACUCUCAGAGGACAGCCUCCCUGCAUAAUAGCCUACAAAGCAGACACAAGGGAGACCCAUGAAAGCAACUGCUCGGAUAGAAGCAUCACCUGGGCCUUCACAUCUGACCUCUCUCCCAACCUUCAGAUCAGUGCAGUGGCCCUCCAGCAUGAAGGGCAUUACUUAUGUGAUAUAGCAGUACCUGACGGGAAUUUCCAAAACAUCUAUGAUCUCCAAGUGCUGGUGCCCCCUGAAGUAACCCACUUUCCAGGGGAAAAUAGAACUACAGUUUGUGAGGCGAUUGCAGGCAAGCCUGCUGCACAGAUCACUUGGACGCCAGACGGGGAUUGUGUCACUAAGAAUGAAUCACACAGCAAUGGCACUGUGACUGUCCGGAGCAUGUGCAACUGGGAGCAGAGCAAUGUGUCUGUUGUGUUCUGUGUUGUCUCUCAUUUGACAACUGGUAACCAGUCUCUGUCUAUAGAACUGAGUAGAGGGGGUGACCAAUUAUUGGGAUCAUACAUUCAAUACAUCAUCUCAUCUAUUAUUAUUAUUUUGAUCAUCAUAGGAUGCAUUUGUUUUUUGAGAUUCAGUGGCUGCAGAAAAUGUAAAUUGCCAAAAUCGGGAGCUACUCCAGAUGUUGAGGAGGAUGAAAUGCAGCCGUAUGCUAGCUACACAGAGAAGAGCAAUCCACUCUAUGAUACUGUGACCACGAUGGAGGCACACCCAGCGUCACAAGGCAAAGUCAAUGGCACAGACUGUCUUACUUUGUCAGCCAUGGGAAUCUAGAACCAAGAAAAAGAAGUCAAGAGACAUCAUAAUUACUGCUUUUCUUUCUUUAAACUUCUCCAAUGGAGGGAAAUUAGCUCUUCCAAAGUUCUUGAAAGCACAAAUGUUCUAAUGGAUUUGCAUUUAAGUUCUUCUAUCAUUGGAAGUUUGGAAUCUUUGCUGCUACCUGUUAAUUCUAGGAAGAACUGAUUUAAUAAUUACAAAGGAAGCACAUUGUUAUGGUAAAAUAUCAAAUUGUGCAAUACAAUGAUGAAAACUGGGUUUCCUCAAGAAAUCACUGCAGAAGGAACAACCAUUACUAAAGCAUUUCAUAUGAGUUCUUCCAAAAAAGAAAAUCCCUGUGUAUACAACAUGAUUAUGGUAUGUGUGUGCCUUUAUAUGUUUGUUUACAAAUGUGUAUAUAUGCACACAUCUGAUUAUCAAGACAUCUCUGUCAAAAACUCACUGGCGUUCCAGAUUUAUGAAAGCUAAUAAUGUGAGUAUUGGAGAUAUUUUUAUAUCAGUAUAUGUAAAACUACCUCAUUCUUUUUAAUGGCUACAUAAAAUUCAUGGUCCUUGGAUGGGCAUUUAGACUUUGUGUUGCAUGUGGUAUUGAAUGAUACCAUGUGGAAUGUUUCUUGUGGUGAAUCUCCGCAUUAUUUGAGUGCACCUGUGAGAUAAUUUCUGUGAGUGUAAUGGUCCUGUCAGUUGGAAUGCGCUUUUAUGAUCAAUAGAUCAGUCAAACUGUGUCAGUUUACAUUUUCUCUAAUUGUGUUUGAAUGUGACUUUCUCCAUAUUCUUAUUCUUAUGUUUUUAAUAUCCUUACUUUCACCUUUUAUACUUUCCAUUUUUAAUUAACCAGUUGGGUGAUAUGUCUUAAGGUUGUGAUAUUAACUUUAUUAUUUAAUGGAACUGGAUUCAUACCUUUGGGUUUCAUGUCCACAAAAGACAUAGAAAGCAUUUGUAAUGACAGUAUUUUCAACUCCUUGUAUUACUACAAAAAUGUUGACAUCUGAUGCACAACAGUUUUAUGGAUGUUAUAAAUUGUGUGUUUUUAACAUUCUAUUCUGAUGUACUUAUAAGAGAGCAACUGUCUUUGAACUAUAUAUGUAGGUGGGAGAACUUGGAGUACUUUAUGUGCUAAUAGGAUGGUAAUGGGAUGAUAUAACUUUUCCCUCCAAUUUUUUGGAGGGAAAUAUUAGGAAUACAUAUAUUGAUAAUUUUUAGCAUAUAUUUUUUAAUUGUUAAAAAUCAACCUGUUCCCUUUAUAUCAGGAAAGAUAUUAAAAAUGGAUUUAUUCAUCUUAA